GGGGAAGAAAAAAAAGAAAAAAUUACUCCUUUUCAGUGGAAAGAUUUGGGCGGAAAAAAAAAGGAAACGUCUCAAAGUUCUGCCCAUUUGGUGAAAGCAAAAAUGGGAAUUCCCCCUUAGCGUUUUUUUUCCAGCAGUUUCCGUUCCUGUUAGAGGCUUUAACUGAUUUAAAGAAAAAAAAAAAGGAAACAUAUCGGUGUGGGUCAUGCAUACGUAUAUGUACCUAUACAUUUGUAUGCGCGCCACUCGCGUUCUUGAAAAGAAAAGAAGCGCCAACUUGUAAGAGAAAUUAAAAAUGACAGGAAUGGCGUGUUAUAACUCACGCAUUAGGGAAAAAUUAAACAAAAUAAGGCAAGAUUAAACUGCCAAAGUGAACAGGUUAAAAAAAAAAAAUAAAAUAAGCUGGUGAAGUAGGGAAAGCGAAAUAAGUGUUAAUUUUAACCCUGUGUAUGAUAGCACAAAAAAGAUGUUUACUUAAAAUUACAAAACGGGAAAUAUGCAGAGAGGGAUGAAGCUUCUAAUAAAAAGAAAAAAAAAAAAGGAUGAAAAGGAAUACACAGUUGAGGUGUAAAAAGAAGCAACGAAACAGUGCGAGUGGAGUUGGUUUAACCCAGAGGGAACUCGCUUGCUGUGCGCGCUGACAUUUUAAAAAAAGGAGAGAAACACGUGCGCAUGUGUAUGUUAAUGUGUAUCUUAAUGUGCAUGCAUAGAAUCCCAUCGAACGCGUAAAGGAGAGUGCGCUCGACUAGGACACGUUUUAAGCUGAGAGAAAAUAAGAGACCCAGACAAGUGCAGCUCGCAAUCGAAUUUUACAAGUGAAUAGUAUCAAGAAAGGUGUGCACCAUGGUGGCAACAGUUUCACAUUUUACGAAUUAUGAGUUCACCAUGGAUGAGCCCGUUAAGGACACAGUGAUACGAGACGCGAAAAGUAUCUACAAGAAGAUAUUGCACAUCUGCUUUCACCAGUACGAUGACGAUAACACCGUAAAGAAAUGUAAUGCUUAUUUGGAAGAGCAGUUGGAGAGAAGUACAUUUGUGCAUUUUUUUUUAUGUCCAUUUGUGUCACUUUUGAGCAUCUUCGUGUGCAAUUUUAUUACUUUAUUUUAAUAUUUUUGUU
Messenger RNA from Plasmodium vivax (malaria parasite P. vivax), 1117 nucleotides. RefSeq lists its product as hypothetical. The record is from RefSeq and is a predicted model, not a curated record. The transcript has 3 exons. Lineage: Eukaryota; Apicomplexa; Aconoidasida; Haemosporida; Plasmodiidae. Bases 844 to 1107 code for a protein of 87 amino acids.